This is a messenger RNA of Colletotrichum fioriniae, 777 nucleotides long. The record is from RefSeq and is a predicted model, not a curated record. Lineage: Eukaryota; Fungi; Ascomycota; Sordariomycetes; Glomerellales; Glomerellaceae.
AUGUAUAUGCCAGCCAAGGCCGUGGCCAUUGCCUUGGUUACGCUCCAGCAGCUUAAGGCCAUGAUUCUCGCAGAUACCAACCGCGACGGUAUCGUGGAUGACGGCGACGCCACGGACAGAGCAUUCUGGACCCCUUCUCGCGGCGCGAUCUUUCUACCAAACGUCGGCGACUCCCUUCAACGCUGUCCUAAUCAGGAUCUUCAGGGUAACCCUCUCAGUAAUCACGAGCUAGCAUCUUGCCACGAUGCUUCUGGUCACCUACUACUUGAGCCAAGCCUAGUUGCCCCCCUGAAGACGAUCCCAUUAGAAGUUUCAAACGACACCAUUGCCCACAUCUACGCCAGUCCUGACGCGGCAUCUGAAAGGGUUCGUCUCUUUUACAUGAACGGUUCGUCCGCCAACCCCACUGAGAGUGCUUCUUGGAUCUUUGUGGAUCCUGAGUUAACCUUCAACGCAAGCCAUGUCCAAGCCGGUAUCACUCUCGGAAGUGACGGGCGUGAGUUUGUGAAGGAUUCGGCAAAAUGGGAUGGCAAAGUGAGGGUGCAUUUUGAUGUUCACACCAACGGUACUGUCAUGUCCGACGCCGUUGAGCUCAAGGUGGCUCCAGUUCUUACCCAUCACCAUCUCCAACGUGUCAGCGCCUUUGUCAGCACCGCGGCAAAUGAGACCGAUCCUGUACAGCUCGGUUUCAUCGGCCAACUUGAUGAAGUAAGGAAGGCAGCAGGAAUACAGGAGCCUCUGUAUCUGUUCAACCAGAGUGAUGAUAAUUGGGCAUAG